UGUUUGUGCCAUAAUGGAAGCUGUGUUGCCGCCGCCAUUACCGUUUAGUUUUACAAAUAAUUUGGAAAAUGUUACAUCAGGGAACCUCUCCAAAGAAUGGGAGAAAUGGAGAAAAUCAUUCCAAGUUUAUUAUGAGGCGUGUGAAUUAUCUAAAAAAAGUGCUCAGGUGCAGAUGAGCAUAUUGCUGCAUGUGAUUGGUGAGCAGUGUCGCGAGGUACAUGCUCAAUUUGAAGGUACAUUUGCCAGUGUAAAGGAUUUAUUGGAUAAAUUCGAAUCUUUUUUCUCACCGAAAAAAAAUAUUACCAUCGAAAGGCACAGAUUCUUUACUCGGUGUCAAAAACAAAGUGAAUCAAUUGAGCAGUACGCGUUCGAGUUGAAAAAGCUAGCAAGUGCUUGUGAAUUUAAGGAGCUAAUAGAUGAUUUGAUAAGGGAUCGCCUCAUAUGUGGAAUACAGGAGAACGCGCUGAGGGAGCGUUUGUUGCGAGAGCCGGACUUAACUCUAAAAAAGUCCCUGGAAAUAUGUAAUAUUGCGCAAAUAUCGAAAGUGCAGGCGGGGUCAAUCAAGAAAGAGUCCAGUGAACAUGAAGCUUAUACUUAUAAUAUUACAGCAAGUAAUAGUCAAGACCAGUUUAUGCUAGAGGAAGGCGGUAUUCCGUACGGUCAGGUGAAUUGGAUAUCAAGACGUGGAGGGUACGGAGCGCGAGGCGCGCCGAGGGGCAGAGGUCGCGGCUGGUCGCAGCCGGCCCCGCGCCCCGCGCCGCCGCGCCGCCGUGCCGCUCCUGCGCAAACAGCUGUUUCAUCGCGAGAGAUGAGACAACAACGUCAACAAACGGGACCUUAUGGUGAAAUUAAAUCUGGAGUGCAGUGUCUAAAGUGCGGGUUUGCUCACGGUAUCUAUAUGAAGUGUCCGGCUUUAGGAAAAAUGUGUUUGAGUUGUAAUAACUAUGAUCAUUUCUCACGCAUGUGCACGGUGUAUAACGUACAAGCUGUGGAGUCCUCAGUGGAACCUAUCGAUCAGGUAAUCUAUUGUCUUAGUAAUUCGAGUAGUGAUUGGUCUAUAGAUUUAACCUUCGGAGCAGAUGUUACUAUUAAUUUUAAACUGGAUACCGGGGCCGAUGCGAAUAUUUUACCAAUAAGAUAUUUGAGCCAGGUUGGUUUAGCAGAACAAGAUUUAUCUAAGACGUGUAUAAAGUAUAAGAGUUACUCAGCUAACGAUAUCAUUGUACUAGGCACGUGUCAUUUGAAAGUGCAGUACAAAAAUAACUUUUAUAUACUGGAGUUCGUGAUAGCGGAUGUACCGUCCUAUGUAGUACCGGUGUUAGGCCGCGAAUCGUGCAGUGAACUUGAGGUAGUUAGAUUGAUAAAGGACAUUAGCGUCAUACAGGAUUAUGAGUAUAUCUUUCGCGAGUACAAUGACGUUUUUGAGGGGUUAGGAUGUAUGCCUGGCGAGUACAAGAUAGAAAUUGAUAGUAGUAUUAGACCCGUAGUCCACGCUCCGAGAAAGAUGCCGGUAGCUUUAAAAGAUAGUAUCAAGGAAAAAUUAGAUAAUAUGGUAGAUGAGGGCAUAAUUGCAAAAGUGGAAGGCCCUACCGACUGGGUUAACAAUACGUUAUCACGCGCUGUAGAACCGACGCGCGGUCCAGUUGAAGUACCGCGAGACCAGCUAGACUUGCAAGCACAAGUUUGUGCCAUCGCAGUGAGUAACCCGUUACUGGACACGCAUUUUGUAAAAAUACAAGUUGCUACGCAAAAUGAUGUGGAAAUACAAACAGUACUCAGUGAUAACGCGGUGACGUCAUCGAGCGGUGUGGCUGGCGCGCCGCGCGCCCUCGACACCGGGUUUGAAUCUCGUGACACGGUCGCGCACCCCGGUCCAUCCAGUAUACUGUCUGCUCCCACCAAUAAUAAUAGUAAUAACUAUGUUACUCGCUCCGGCAGGGAGGUGAUCGUUCCUGAUCGGUGGGGCAUGGUCGGAUACAAUCAGCUGAAAGUCAGAAGGGAGCUAGCACUCGUUACAUAUAUCUUUAAGCUGCUUAGAGGAAAGAUAUACAAUGCGGAUAUAUUGGGGUCGGUGGGUAUUUGUGUUCCGCGCGCUUGCGUGGCGCGCCGGCAGCCCGGGCUGCUGGCUGUGCCGCGCGCGCGCACCAACCUGCUGCGCGAGGCGCCGAUGACGCGCGCCGUGCGUACUCUGAACCUCAUAGCCACGCAUAUAGACCUAUUCUCAUGUACGAUGAGUGAAUUCACAAAAGACGCAUUAUUAACUCUUUGUUAUAAUAGUGAAUAG
Messenger RNA from Cydia splendana, 2284 nucleotides. RefSeq lists its product as uncharacterized. The coding region runs from base 14 to 2284 and encodes 756 amino acids. The record is from RefSeq and is a predicted model, not a curated record. NCBI's taxonomy places the organism in Eukaryota, Metazoa, Arthropoda, Insecta, Lepidoptera, Tortricidae. The transcript is spliced from 4 exons.